This is a messenger RNA of Thunnus maccoyii (southern bluefin tuna), 6565 nucleotides long. It is a transcript of the gene rad21b, whose product is annotated as RAD21 cohesin complex component b. The coding region runs from base 1672 to 3636 and encodes 654 amino acids. Gene Ontology annotation, cellular component: synaptonemal complex; cohesin complex. Gene Ontology annotation, biological process: mitotic sister chromatid cohesion; synaptonemal complex assembly; replication-born double-strand break repair via sister chromatid exchange. The record is from RefSeq and is a predicted model, not a curated record. Gene Ontology annotation, molecular function: protein binding; chromatin binding. The transcript is spliced from 14 exons. NCBI's taxonomy places the organism in Eukaryota, Metazoa, Chordata, Actinopteri, Scombriformes, Scombridae.
GAGACCUUCGGCGGUGGACCGCCUGCUGUCUCCAUGAUCCAGCUUGACACCCACCGCUGCUGCUAUAAUUAUUAGCCAUUUUUUGCCCACUGCUCCUGCUAUUAUUAUGUCAUAUUUCUAUUCUUAUUGUUGUUGCUCAAGGUUUCUUCCCGUUAAAGGAGAGUUUUUCCUUGCCACUGUCACCAAGUGCACCUCUUCCUGUAUGCAGUCCAUAUUUAUGCAGUUUCAAAGUCAUAUAUGUCACAGCCAGAUCCAACUGCAAGACAGGUGGUGAUAAUCCUGUUAUGUAUAUGUUGGUUUUGUUAAGAAUAGGACAUUAAAUCAGGUAAAUGUUUUAACUUUGAAUUGCUUUAACUUUGGUUGUCAGUACCAUCAAUGGUUGCAGAAGCUUUUGUCAAGUAUCUUUUGUCAUGUCUGUUGAAACAAGUCCAAGACAAGACUCAAGUCCGUCAGAGUACAAACAAUUUGUCUUUCAGGUCUCUGAAAAAUGACUUAGCAUUAGAGUAAUUUUCUUUUAAAACUGUUUAUAUUACUGCAUAAGUAUAAGACUCAAUUACUCAAUGUUUUAUCUAUAUUAUAUUGUUCUGGGAUUUAACCAGGUCAAAGUGUUAAUGUUCAAGUCUCAAGUCAAGUCGAGUCUUGAGGAAGUCUAAUCUCAGCAGGCAAGUCCAAGUAAAGUACUCAUGUUUGUAAAUUAAGUCUGACUUAAGUACAAGUCUCAAGCAUACGGCUCUGAACAGGGGCGGCCUGUUGCAUAAGCCACAUAGGUUGUCACUUAGGGCGCCAAAUGAGUGGGACAUGGGUUUUUUUUUCUUCUUCUUCUUACUGACACGUGUGCUUAUAUAGUUUUUGGAAAUAAGCACUUGUUCGCCUCUCUUCUUAACAUUUCCCCCCUCUUUUCCCUCAUUGACUCACGUGGGUUUCAUCUAGUUUGUUUUUCAAAGCCUCAAAGUCAGUUUUCACCCAACAGCCACCAAACUCUUUUUUUUGUUGUCUGGAUGACUGGGAUGACUUUGUCUGGGCUGGAGGUACCACUGUUGCACCUGUGAGUGUGUGUGCGUGUGUGAAUUCAUAUUUGAAGCUCUAGGACUGCAGGUAGCUACUAUACUGUUGCACUUUUUGGCACUUUUUUCCAAUCCAAAAUCUUGGCAAGGGCACCAACAUAGUCAGGGCAAGCCCUGGUUUCUGAAAGCUGAUUAUGUAAAUACCUUGGCUGUAUGCUUUCUGGCAACAAAGAUCUCUUUAACUGGUGGGAACUGUGUGCCUUCCUCUCAGAAAUGAACCCAGCUGUUCUGGGUCUAAAAAGAAAAGUAUCUCACCAAUCUGAUCAAUCUCUGUGAACUGGCCUUAAUGUUGCAAGAGCAAUAAACAGGUAGAUGUGAGUGCACAGGUGCUCAGCCCAGCAUCCCCCCAGCCCCCACCCCCCGCCUCGCAUCAGCACCACUCUCUGCAUCCUGCUGAGGUUUUUCAAACCGUCCCAAUCCCUGGGACGGUGUAGGGAGAAGGGGAACGACGCCAUCUUGUUUGUUUUAGUCGGAGGAGGGGGUGGAAAAAACAGCCACCAGCACCGGCAGCAACACGGCCGGCAAAACGGAGAAAGCACAAAACGGCUAACCGGCCAGACACCCUCCCCUUCCCCCCCUUCCCUUGUGGUGAGAAGGCGCUGAGACGAUGUUUUAUGCCCACUUUGUCCUCAGCAAACGUGGGCCGCUGGCCAAAAUCUGGCUGGCGGCCCACUGGGACAAGAAGCUGACCAAGGCACAUGUGUUUGAGUGCAAUCUGGAGAGCAGCGUGGAGAGCAUCAUCUCACCCAAGGUGAAAAUGGCUUUAAGAACAUCAGGGCAUCUGCUGCUGGGGGUGGUGAGGAUCUACCACAGGAAGGCCAAGUACCUGCUGGCGGACUGCAACGAGGCCUUCAUCAAGAUCAAGAUGGCGUUUAGACCAGGUGUGGUGGAUCUUCCAGAGGAGAACAGAGAAGCAGCCUACAACGCGAUCACUCUACCUGAGGAGUUCCACGAUUUUGACCAGCCGCUACCAGACCUCGAUGACAUUGACGUGGCUCAGCAGUUCAACUUAAACCAGAGCAGAGUGGAGGAGAUCACCAUGAGAGAGGAGGUGGGGAACCUCAACCUGCUGCAGGACAAUGACUUUGCUGACUUUGGGAUGGAUGACCGGGAGAUGAUGAGGGAGGAGAGCGCGUUUGAAGUGGAUAUCAUGGGAGCGUCAGCCUCCAACCUGCUUCUUGAGGCUGAGGGUGUAACUAACCAGAUGGCUGACAAGUCCAACCAUCUGGAGUACGACGACCAGUACAAGGAUGACUUCGGAGACAACCCUAUGGAGAGCAAUGAGGGAGGCAUGCUGGUGGACAAGCUGUUGAGUAACGAGGAUGGAGGCGGCAUCUUUGAUGACCCUCCUGCCAUAGCAGAGAGUGUGAUGAUGCCUCAGGACCACGGGGACGAUGAUGACGACUUUGAUGCUCUUUCAGCGGGAGCCCCAGAUAGUCCAGACUCAGGCCCAACAGAGCCCUUACCCGCCAUGGCUGACCAGGCAGAACAGACCACUCUAGUUCACAACGAGGAAGAAACCUUCGCCCUGGAGCCCAUUGACAUCACAGUGAAGGAGACAAAGGCAAAGCGUAAGAGGAAGCUGAUUGUGGACAGCGUGAAGGAAUUGGACAGUAAAACCAUCCGCGCACAGCUGUCUGACUACUCGGACAUCGUCACCACCCUGGACUUGGCUCCUCCCACCAAGAAACUGAUGAUGUGGAAGGAGACCGGAGGAGUGGAGAAACUUUUCUCCCUCCCUGCUCAGCCUCUCUGGAACGCCAGGCUGCUUAAGAUGUUUACAAGGUGUCUGACACCGCUGGUACCAGACGAGCUGAGGAAGAGGAGGAAAGGUGGAGAGGCCGACAGUCUGGAUGAGUUCCUCAAAGAUCUGGAGAACCCGGAGGUGCCCAGAGAGGAAACCGCAGGCCACCAACAAAGAGACAUCAUGGACCAGACAAUCAUGGAAGAGGCCAGUGUUCUGCAGACUUCAGCUGUGGAGGGCAGCAGGACGACGCUCGAUGAGUCCGUCAUGCCCCCUCCAUCUUCACAACGUGGCUUGAAACGCAAGGCCCAGGACACAGAGCCAGCCCUGCCCAUGGGAGCCCUGGACCAACAGCAGCAGCAGCAGCAACAGCAGCAGCAGCAGCAGCAGCAGGGGUCCAGAGCCUCUGGUGUGUCCCAGCAGCUCGAGACGUCCAGUGUGGAUUUGCCCCCAGAGGAGACCACUACCACGGCUAACAUCAGCCAGCUGAUAGAGUUGGACCUGCUGGGCGACAAGGACAAGAAGAAGAGCGAUGAUGACUCUGAUGAGGAGGAGGAGGAGGGGCAGGGAGGAGACCAGGAUCAGGAGGAAAGAAGGUGGAACAAAAGAACCCAGCAGAUGCUUCAUGGCCUCCAGAGGGUGAUGGCCAAAACAGGUGCUCAGUCAGUCAGCCUGUUGGACCUGUGCAGGAACAACAACAGGAAGCAGGCGGCUGCGAAGUUCUACAGCUUCCUGGUCCUGAAGAAGCAGCAGGCGGUGGAGCUUGUUCAGGAGGAGCCUUACAGCGACAUCAUAGCGACACCCGGACCUCGCUUCCACAUCAUCUAGGAAAACACAACUCCUACAGUCUAAAAAGUCUCUGCAUUCGGUCAACACACUGGCUUUUUUUAAUUUAACAACAAAGUUUUAUUUAUUUGAUUUUGUUGACUUUGUUUUUUUUUUUUGUACAAAGUGGAGUUUUAUUUUUGUGUCCUGUUGAAAUUCUUUCAUGUGCAAUUUAUGUCUUAAUAUUUAAACGUCAAGCAGUGGUGGGAGGAAUUAGCUCUGAAUAACAUGGUUUGUUAUUAGGAGAUUUCUUCCUUGAAAAAUCUGGCAUGACAAGCUCCAAACAAUGGACUGCUAUACUUUUCAUGUUAUUAAUUUAUUUAAUAUUACUAUUUAUUUACAUUAUUAACACACAUAAAAGAUAAGUUAGUAUAAAGUUAAAGUGAGCAUUUUGUAUUUAAAAAAAAAAAAAGGUUGGAAAGGUCUGUUGGAUUUUUCUGACAAGCACUAUGUUGUGUUGUACAGGCAUGACACCAAAGUUAACAGGAGUCUACUUUUAAGAUAAUGUUUACAGUGGGAGACAGUUCUUGUGUUUACACAGCGAUAACUCAAUCAACCAUGUUACUUGGAGACUCACCUGUCCCACCACUGCGGGAGAAAGUUCUCAUGUACACUGACAAAACGAGCAUGCAACUGUAUCCUGUUUCUGCAAAUGCUCUGCCUGUUUAUCCCUUUGUGCAAGAGUCCAAAAAACUACAGAGGAAAAAAAAAAAAAAGAGCUUCACAGUUCGAUCAACCUGUAGAUGAUGUAAACAUCAGUGGUCUGCCAUACUUGCAUGCUCAGUCCUGAAAUAUUUUAGAGUGGAAUUCCUCCAGGAAAUACCAUUUUUAUUGCCGUCUUGCAACUAGAAUUCCUUCUUAAAACGGCUUGAAGUAUGUGAGACACACUGAUUAUCCUGUAUCCCUUUUAUAGAUGGAUAAUCAUUUAGGAACAAUGGGGUAAUGUAUUGUCUUGAUAAUUAAGACUAUUUAGCUGUUGUGCCCUUACAGUGUCACUUUCGACGUGAACUCUGACGACGUCAAUCGAGUAGAUACUUACAGUGCGUUCAGAAAGUAUUCACACCCCUUCAGUUUUUGCACAUUUUAUGUUGCUGCCUUUUUCACCCUCAACAAUCUACGCUCAAUACCUCAUAGUAACAAAGCGAAACAGGAUUUUAGAACUUAAAAAAGGAAAAACUGAAAUAUCACAUUGACAUAAGUAUUCAGAUCCUUUACUCAGUACUUAGUUAAAGCACCUUUGGCAGCGAUUACAGCCUUGAGUCUUCUUGGGUAUGAUGAGACAAGCUUUGCACACCUGGAUUUGGGGGAUUUUCUGCCAUUCGUCUCUGCAGAUCCUCUCAAGCUCUGCCAGGUUGGAUGGGGACUGUUGGAGGACAGCCAUUUUCUGGUCUCUCUCCAGGGAUGUUCAACUGGGUUCAAGUCAGGGCUCUGGCUGGGCCGCUCAAGGACAUUCACAGAGUUGUCCCUAAGCCAGUCGUCUGCGUCGUCUUGGCUGUGUGCUCAGGGUCAUUGUCCUGUUGGAAGGUGAACCUUCGGCCCAGUCUGAGGUCCUGAGUGCUCUGGACGAAGUUUUCAUCAAAGAUAUCUCAGUACUUUGCUCCAUUCAGCUUUCCCUCAACCCUUACCAGUCUCCCAGUCCCUGCCACUGAAAAACAUCCCCACAGCAUGAUGGUAUUGGGCAGCUGACGAGCGCUGCCUGGUUUCCUCCAGACAUGACGCUUAGCAUUGAGGCCAAACUGUUGAAUCUUGGUUUCAUCAGACAAGAGAAUCUUGUUUCUCACAGUCUGAGAGUCCUUUAAGUUCUUUUUUUGCAAACUCAAAGCUGGCUUUCCUGUUUCUUUCAUUGAAGAGAGGCUUCCGACUGACCACUCUCCCAUAAAGCCCAGAUCGGUGGAGUGUUGCAGUGAUGGUUAUCGUUCUGGAAGUUUCUCCCAUCUCCACACAGGAUCUCUGGAGCUCAGCCAGCGUGAUCGUCGGGUUCUUGGUCACCUUUCUUCCCAAGGCCCUUCUCCCCCAUUGCUCAAUUUGACCGGGCGGCCAGCUCUAGGAAGAGUCCGGGUUGUUCCAAACUUCUUCCAUUUAAGAAUCACGGAGGCCACUGUGCUCUUGGGAACCUUAAAUGCAGCGGAAAUUUUUUUUGUAGCCUUCCCCAGAUCUGUGCCUCGACAUAAUCCCGUCUCUGAGCUCUGCAGACAGUUUCUUCGACCUCAUGGCUUGGUUUUUGCUCUGAUAUGCAUUGUCAGCUGUGAGACCUUAUACAGUUGUGUGCCUUUCCAAAUCACAUCCAAUCAAUUGAAUUUACCACAGGUUGACUCCAAUCAAGCUCUAGAAACAUCUCAAAGAUGAUCGAGAGAAAUGGAAGGCACCUGAGAUAAAUUUCAAGUGUCAUAGCAAAGGGUCUGAAUACUUGCGAUAUUUCAGUUUCUCCUUUUUUAUAAAUUUGCACAAAGUUUUCGCUUCGUCAUAAUGAAUUAUUGAGUGUAGACUGAAUACUUUCUGAAUGAACUUAAUGUAAAACAGCCUCUGUUCUGUAUUCAUUGAUUGUAGUAAAAUACAGUAUAACAGUUACAGAGAAUGAUAAGCAUUCAUGUUUUUUUAAUUUAAAUACAAAAAUGGGUUUUUAAUCUAAAGAAUGACUUGAAAACAUGAUCAAGUGAAGUCUGAAUGAACAUAUUUGAUAUGUGUGUUGACAUUUGGACUCUAAACUCAUCAUACAAAAAACUACAGGCUGAAUUUAACUGAAGUCACGCAGCACUUAAAACGAGCAGACCACCGAGUCAAUAUGACCACACUUCUUCCUUCUGCAAAGACAGCUGAAUGCAUGAUUUUUGAUAUGUUUCCAUAUAAACUGCAUAUCAUUAUAACGUCUGAGUGCAUCUUAUAUUUUAAACUCUGUGCCUGUAAUACUGCUUUUUUUUUAUUUUGUAUAAAA